CCUCCGAAGCCCUUCCUCAGUCCCACCAUGAUCACCGCCACCACUUCUUCUCAGAUCCUUCGACACACCACCAGCUUCCUCUCCGAGGUCCUUUCGCAUUCUGAACUCCGACGCCGCCUCAUUUCCACCCUCCUUCGCCGCUCUUCAAUCUCCAACCAAAUCACCCUCAAACACCUCAAUCUCGCGGCUGACACUCUCGAUAAUGCUAUAUCUGUCUCCAGCCUCACCAUCCGAUCCUCCUCCCUCACCCUCGCUGAGAAGCUUCUCCUCCCUCUGCCUCAGAAUCCCAUUUCGUCUUUCCUUCUCUCUCUCAUAUACACGAUCAACAAACGACAAGUCGAAGCCGCCUUAAGUCUCCUUCAAGUCUUCUAUUUAAACCCUUCGUUGGCCCGCUCGGAAAUCGCUCCUGUUCUCUACGAGCAGCUGUUUUCUCUCCACCUCCUCCCAGUUUUCCGAUCCUUCGAUGAACAGAGAGCAAAAAUACUGCCAUCAACAUCAGAAAAUUCAGCACGCUAUCCAGAUGGUUAUUCAAUUUUGGACGAAUCUGUUGUCUUACCCCCUACAAAAUUGUUAUCGCGAAUGACCAACGAUCAAGCCUCGAAGCUGAGGGAAUUAGAGAGAGACUACGAAGAGACUAUUGAUGACAAUUGCAGGAUUGUUGCCGAGUACUUCAAAGAAGUUUUGGUGAGUAACACUAGCGACUCAUCAGUCAGUCUGCCACUGUCGGUUCUGAAGAACAGCGGAGAUGAUGCAGAGAUGAAGCAGAGCCAACAGGAGAUGGUGCAAACAGAUAUACCUUUGUUUAAGAACGGACGGUAUAAUCCAAUUUGGACCGAAACAGAGACGUCUAUUGAAUUUUCGAGUAGCAGUUUCAGCGCCAAGUGCUUGAAUGCACCGUUUUACCCUCAAAGAGUCUCUCCCAAAAUCCUCAAACACCAAGAAUCUUCUAAAGAACUGUCCGUAACAUCCCGUUCAGACAUGGACGCUGAAACUGAGUCUUCCGAGGACGAAAAUAUGCCUCGUUAUUCGUCAGAAUUUGAGGCAGAAACUAAGGAAAAAGACACGGUGGUACCGCUGGAGCCUCGACGAAGCCAAAUCCAAGAAUCCAUGCAAAUUAAUUUUGCAGAACCCGGAGGUUCCCCAGACUACAUCAUGGCAGAUUAUGAUCACCAGCCCCCUGGAAAUGGAAAAUGUACGCCUCCCAAGGACUUUGUCUGCCCAAUAACUAGCAAUCUAUUUGAUGAUCCAGUAACUCUUGAGACAGGACAGACAUAUGAACGAAAAGCGAUCGAAGAAUGGUUCAACUGGGGGAACUCAACCUGUCCAAUCACCCGCCAGAAGCUGCAAAAUACCCAGCUGCCUAAAACAAAUUAUGUGCUCAAACGACUAAUUGCAGGCUGGAAAGAACAGAAUCCCAAUUCAAUCCCAUCUCCAUCUCCAUCUGAGAGUCUGCAUGCUGAAGCUGAAGUAGCAAUAAAGUCAGCAACGCCUUCAACUUCUCCUAGUAGUGUUAUAACCCAAGCCAAUGUUGAUGGGAUGAUUAGUGAGUUGCGACAUGCAAUUAACAACCUGUAUCUGUCAGAGAUCCUCGAGGAGUCUGAAAUGGCUGUGCUUCAAAUUGAGCAAUGUUGGAAAGAAGCAAACCUGGGAGUGGAUAUCCAAAGCAUGUUAUCGAAACCUCCAAUCAUUAAUGGGUUCAUGGAGAUUCUAUUUAAUUCUGUUGAUCCCCAGGUGCUUCAAGCAACAGUUUUUCUUCUGGCCGAGAUGGGUUCUAGGGACAAUGCUGUUAUUCAGACGCUUACCCGAGUGGACUCGGAUGUAGAAUGUAUUAUGGCUCUUUUCAAGAAAGGCUUGACAGAGGCUGUUGUAUUGAUAUAUCUCCUGAAGCCUUCUACUACGACUCUCGCGGAAAUGGCCAUAUUGGAGUCUCUCAUAACAGUAUUCGAUAAGAAAGAGGAAGACUUGCUUAAGAUGUACAUAAAGCCCAAGUCAGCUGCUGUACUUUUACUGGCACAGAUUCUUGGAAAUAAUGAGGAGAGAAUCGCAUCAUCAGUAGCCAAGACUUUGAUAAACGGUAGAGUAAUUGGAUGUAUAGUGGGCAGUUUUCGAGCUGAGUGGGCAGAGGAGAGGACUGCUGCGGUGGAUAUCUUAUUAAGAUGCAUCCAGGAAGAUGGAACUUGCAGGCAUCUCAUUGCUGAAAAAGUUGAGCCGUCUCCCAUUCUGGAAAGCUUCACUGGGGCGAAUGAUGCAGAACGUUUUAAGACAAUUCAAUUUUUUUCUGAGUUAGUCAAAUUAAAUAGGAGGACAUUCAAUGAACAAAUCCUCCACUUUAUAAAGGAAGAAGGUGCUUUCAGUACAAUGCACACUUUCCUCGUUUAUAUGCAAACAGCCCUUCAAGAUCACUGUCCAGUCGUAGCUGGCCUCUUACUCCAACUUGAUCUUCUGGCAGAACCAAGAAAGAUGAGCAUAUACCGUGAAGAGUCUUUAGAUACUCUUAUUUCAUGCCUCAGAAACAGUGAUUUCCCGGCUGUCCAAGUAGUAGCUGCUGAGACGAUAGUGUCAUUACAAGGGAGAUUCAACUUCGCUGGAAAGUCUCUUACCAGAGAAGUCCUGCUCAAACGUGCUGGCUUUAACAGAAAUUAUAAGAAUCUUGAUCAGAUUGAUGAUAUCAGCCAUAUCAGUGGAGAACUUGAAACGAAUCCAGAAGAAGAGAAGGCAACUGAUGAUUGGGAGAGAAAAAUUGCGUCGGUUUUAGUUGGCCAUGAGUUUGGCCUACUUUUUGAGGCUUUAGCUGAAGGCCUGAAAAGCCGAAGUACACAACUAAGUUCGGCAUGCUUUGUAUCAGCCACAUGGCUUACAUACAUGCUUACCGUUCUACCAGAUACAGGAAUACGGGGAGCAGCCUGUGUCUGCAUGCUCAAGCGCUUUGUAUCUAUAUUAAAAUCUGCUAAGGACACUGAAGAUAGAAUCCUUUCUAUGCUUGCUCUAAAUACCUUUCUUCAGUACCCUGAUGGAUUGCUUGAUCUUGCUUCCUACACUAAGGAUGUCCUAAAAGGUCUGAGAGAGCUGAAGAGAUUCUCCCCUCUAGCGUCUGAAAUGCUUAAAGUUCUGGUUGAAGAGAAUGAAUCUAAAGCUGGUAUCUGGAUGCAUAAAGAGUUAAUUCAGGUAGAUUGCAGUGAGAAUGGAGAAGUGUUGUCUGUCAUUUGUCAUAAGGAUAAAAUUUUUUCAGGCCAUUCAGAUGGAACUAUCAAGGUCUGGGCAGUAAGGGGGAGCUUAUUCCAUCUGAUUCAAGAGACGCAAGAACACAUGAAGGCGGUUUCAAGUUUGGCAAUUUCAGAAUCUGGUGACAGGCUAUACAGUGGUUCGCUUGAUCGAUCUGUAAAGGUCUGGUCUAUAGGAAAGUCAGUAAUACAGUGUGUACAAGUGCAUGAUAUGAAAGAUCAGAUUCAUAAUUUUGCUGUAGCCAAUAGCAAAUUCUGCUACAUUCCUCAGGGAAAUGGUGUUAAGGUUCAAUCAUUGAAUGGAGAAUCGAGGCUGUUAAACAGUAACAAAUACGUCAGAUGCUUGGUUGUUCUUCAUAAGAGACUAUACUGCGGAUGCCACGACAACAGUAUUCAGGAGAUAGAUUUGGAAACAGGAACAGUCAGUACCAUUCAAAGUGGUUCUAAAAGAUUGCUUGGUAAAGCAAAUCCCGUUUAUGCCCUGCAAAUUCGUGGUGAACAUAUGUAUGCAGCCAGUUCUUCCUUGGAUGGAGCUGUUAUAAAGAUAUGGAACACUUCCAGUUACAGUAUGAUUGGAUCACUGGUAAUUGCAUCAGAAGUGAGGACGAUGGCAAUGAGCUCAGAGUUAAUUUACUUGGGAUGCAGGGGAGGAGCUGUGGAAAUUUGGGAUAGGAAGAAACAGGACAGAAUUGAUACAAUACGGAUUGGUACAAAUGGCAAGAUUGCUUGCAUGGCUGUCGAUGGAAAUGAAGAAACCUUUGUCAUUGGAACCUCUGAUGGCCGAAUUCAGGCAUGGGGAAUAAACUAAGAGGGUGAUAAUAAUUUUUCUGCUGGAGAGGAAAGGCUAACUCAUCUGACCGAUAUUAUUAAAUUCGUUGACCCUUUGAAAUGUUUUUGUUUGAGAUAUAUUUUGUAUGAUGUACAUGGCUUAAAAGUCUAUACGCAUAGAAAUCUCCUCCUCCUCCUCACGCUAGGGUGUAUCUAUAGUAUUAAACAAAGUCAUUAGCAGAAGUUGCAAAUGCAAUGAAACUAUGCCAUAUCUUGUUCCCCCAGGACAAAGGGGGAAAAUGUUUCGGAUGCUUAUUCUUGCAUAUAAUGCGUUGAG
Molecule: messenger RNA, 4326 nt
Organism: Neltuma alba
Lineage: Eukaryota; Viridiplantae; Streptophyta; Magnoliopsida; Fabales; Fabaceae
Product: putative E3 ubiquitin-protein ligase LIN-1
Exons: 15
Coding region: 28-4029 (1333 amino acids)
Biological process (GO): protein ubiquitination
Molecular function (GO): protein binding; ubiquitin-protein transferase activity
Source: RefSeq, a predicted model, not a curated record